GUUCCCCUCUCUAUCUUGGACAACACUGUCGUUCGAUAUGCCCUCACGGGUGCCGUAUGGUACCUCGAUAAGCCCGCCGUUGAAGACGGUGCGGAGGCCCUUUCGCCGGCAAUUCUCACGCGAUCUCUCAGGGCGACCGCAAACUCGUACGCCGCUUGGGCUGGCCAACUCCACUGGAUGCCCUACGAUCCCAGUGUAACACUUCGCCAUGGUCGUGUUGGGAUCACCUAUGGCUCCACUGCGGACCCCGGGAUAGAGUUGAUCGUCGCGGCGAGCUCGCAGACGAUCUCUUCACUCCUGCCAAGCAGAGAACAGCGCCUUUCGGAUGGAUUCUGGGACACGGCAUCUUUGCCUUCGGAGAAGCUCCUUUGUCCCGUCAGACUUGCACUCCACAACACGAAUGAAUGGGCCGGACGCCCGUCCGUCUCAGUGCAGCUUACUACGUUCGCGUGUGGAGGCCUCAGCAUUGCCGUUAGAAUCACACACGUGUUGGCGGAUGCAACAGCUUUAUUGUGGUUCAUCAGGGACUGGAACGCCGUACACCGUGCCCUGCUCUUCAACCAGCCUCUUCCACAUCUCUCCCCCAUCUUCGACCCUCGCCUGAUCGACAAGGCUGCGGCAGGCAAUCUCGAUACCAGCGCCCCAGAUCCGGGAUUGUUGAAGAUAUCCCGGUCGCUUCCCCAGCAUCGCUACGAUUGGUGGGCAUCUGCAGAUGGUUGUCCACCGCCGAUGCUUCCCCAGACCAGACCGCCGCCAGAGCUCGAAGGCGCAGAUCUAGGACCCCCAGGCGAGCUACUGCCCUGGCACGAAUGGGAUCUAUCUCUCCCUGUCGGUCACUGCCUCAUCUACUUCACCCCGAAGGAGAUCGAGAACAUGUGGCAAGACGCGUCCUCACAACAGCCCCCGGGUGUCCGGGUCUCGCGCCUCGACGCCCUCCUCGCGUUCGUUUGGAAAUUGGUCGUCCGCGCGCGGGGACUCGAGCACGACAAGGAACUCGUCAACAUGGUCCUCACCAUUGGGUUCCGCCCUCGUCUCUCUCCCCCGUUGCCAAACUCCUUUCUUGGCUCGUGCAUCACCAACGCGAGCGCGGCCCUGACAGGCGAGGAAGUCGCCAGCUCUACGACGCUCUCUCCUCUGGCAUCGGCUAUCCGCGCGGUCAACGCAAGCUUCACGCCGACAGCUAUUGGAGCGCUCCUUCACGACCUCGCGCAUGAAGUGAACCCUCAAAGGACCUGGCGCGCGUUCGUGGGGCGUCGCCACACCCUGGUCACCUCGUGGCUGACGAACGACCCCUACGGGAUAGACUUUGGGACGGGGACUGCACCGCGCCUCGUAGAAGCGUUAAUGCCGAAUAUAGAUGGAUGUGUUCACGUCAUGGAA
Dichomitus squalens LYAD-421 SS1 is the source of this 1380-nucleotide messenger RNA. RefSeq lists its product as uncharacterized. The transcript has a single exon. Gene Ontology annotation, biological process: secondary metabolite biosynthetic process. Lineage: Eukaryota; Fungi; Basidiomycota; Agaricomycetes; Polyporales; Polyporaceae. The record is from RefSeq and is a predicted model, not a curated record. Gene Ontology annotation, molecular function: acyltransferase activity, transferring groups other than amino-acyl groups. The annotation marks the transcript as partial.